Megalopta genalis is the source of this 1012-nucleotide messenger RNA. RefSeq names its product complex III assembly factor LYRM7. Gene Ontology annotation, cellular component: mitochondrial matrix. Gene Ontology annotation, biological process: mitochondrial respiratory chain complex III assembly. NCBI's taxonomy places the organism in Eukaryota, Metazoa, Arthropoda, Insecta, Hymenoptera, Halictidae. The record is from RefSeq and is a predicted model, not a curated record. Gene Ontology annotation, molecular function: protein folding chaperone.
CACUUGCUGCCUUUUCUGCCUAUUCAUUACGCAUUAGUCUCUGAUAAAUGUGGUCGAGAAUCCUACGAGGCGACAAGUACAAAUCGAAUAUCGUGGCGCGAGUUUCAGAUAAACCGCUAGGCGAACGGAUGCGUGAAGAGAGUGAGACCGCAAGCAAGGUAAAAUGAGAUAAGCUACAUUGAUGUCGUGCGAUCUUGCUCACUUGCUAUUUCCUCUCUUUGCCUUUGACUAUGAGGACAGCACUGUUCGGCUGUGAAUCGUCAGCCAAUCAGAGCAAAAUAGUUUUUCGUCCUUCCCUACGAACAAGAACUUGGCUGCCCCCGGUUAGGGUUCUUGUUAGUAGGGAUCACACACUGUACAGGAUUAUAUCAACCAUGUAUCACUGCAUUCUGCUACAUAUGUAAUAUGUACAUAUGUGCAUUAGUAGGAACAAGUAGUUUCCCAAGAAAGAAAAUAAUGGGAGACAGCCUUCGUCGACAAGUACUAGAAACAUUUAAAAAACUACAUCGUACCCGCAUGAAAACUUUCCAAGGGGAUGAACAUGCCUUGUCAGAUCUAAGGAACAAGAUAAAUGAGGAAUAUAGGAAAAAUAAGAAUGUUACAAACACAGCAGCUAUUGAAGAGUUGAACAAAUUGGCCCAACAAGUGGAACAUGAAGUGCGGACAAAUAUAAUACAGGCAGUUGAAAAAAAGCCAGGUGUAUUUGCACUUCGAAUCACACCAGACACUGAAAUGUUGGACAAUAUACCUUACAAGGACUCUGAUGAACAGCCUUCUAGUGGUAAUUGUAAUUUAAAAAAAGAUACAGAGGAUAAAACGAAAUAAUAGUUAAAUAUUAUUUAAUGAUUAAUUGUUAUAAGCUGUGAAAGAUUAUUUUGUUUCAUGCAUCUUAGAAAUUAAAAAUUAACGUGAGCCUCGUUCUUAACUUUUUAUUAAGUAAUUUAUAGUACAUUUAUAUUCGUAAAGACUGUUGUACUGUUACAAGAAUUAAUAAUAAUUUAUUACGAAUUUA